Molecule: messenger RNA, 1073 nt
Organism: Cucurbita maxima (winter squash)
Lineage: Eukaryota; Viridiplantae; Streptophyta; Magnoliopsida; Cucurbitales; Cucurbitaceae
Product: LOB domain-containing protein 29-like
Exons: 2
Coding region: 1-882 (293 amino acids)
Source: RefSeq, a predicted model, not a curated record
AUGAGCCCCAUCACUCACCACAACCACCCCCACCACCACCACCAACUCUCCAAACCCACCGCCUCAACCCUUGCCUCCGCCACCACUCAAGCCUGCGCUGCCUGCAAGUACCAACGCCGUAAGUGCGCUCCCGAUUGCAUCCUCGCCCCCUAUUUCCCUCACGAUCGCCAACGCCAAUUCCUCAACGCUCAUAAACUCUUCGGCGUUAGCAACAUCACCAAAAUCAUUAAAAACCUCGAUCCAUUCGAGAAAGAAGAGGCAAUGCGCACCAUUAUUUUCCAAUCCGAUGUCCGAUCCAUGGAUCCCGUUGGUGGCUGCUAUCGCAUCAUUCGCGACCUCCAACUCCAGAUCGAAUACAUCAAAACUGAGCUCGAUUUCGUUCUCAGUCAAUUGGCGCUUUGUAAGCAGCAGGCCGCCGCCGCUGCCGCCGUCGCCAUUCUCGAGGCGGAUCCGAUGAGUGGAUACGGCGGACUUGAGCAUCAAUUUGUGGAGGGAUAUGGAGGGGAAGGGUUUGUAGUCGGGGAAAAUGAGAAUCGGGAGACUCUGGAAGAUCAAGAAGUCGAGGUUUGGGGAAUUCAAGAUUCGUGUUCUUCCCUGCAAUUGAAACCGGCCGGCUCUGUUCAAGAUUUCCAUGAUAUCAAGAUCGAUACCAAUAAUACUAAUCACCAUCAUCACCAUCAACAACAACAACAACAACAACAACAUCUUCUUAGGUUUCAACAGGAUCAUCAUGAUCAGGAUCUGGUUCAUCAGAGUGAAGAAGCUAUGCUGAAGAUGGACAAUGUGAUGUUAAAAGAGUCUGACCCAAUACAACAGGCUCAAGAUCAAGAGCUUAAAGGUGCAGUUGACACUUUAUUUACCUUCCCAACUUGUGAUCCUUAGCUUCAACCCAAUCUUGUCUCCUUCCUUCCCUCAUUAUAGUUUUCUUUUUUCUUUUUCUUUCUUUUUUGCUUAUUUAGUCCAUAAAUGCCUCUGGAGAAGAAAUUAUGGUUUGAGUGUCUAUAAAAGAAUUGAAUAAAUUACACCAUUCUCUACUUCUAUCUUCUCCCCAUAUUCAUUUCUGGUAUUUUAGA